Molecule: messenger RNA, 1584 nt
Organism: Ceratitis capitata (Mediterranean fruit fly)
Lineage: Eukaryota; Metazoa; Arthropoda; Insecta; Diptera; Tephritidae
Product: trimeric intracellular cation channel type 1B.1
Exons: 4
Coding region: 104-934 (276 amino acids)
Biological process (GO): potassium ion transmembrane transport
Cellular component (GO): membrane
Molecular function (GO): identical protein binding; potassium channel activity
Source: RefSeq, a predicted model, not a curated record
CAGAAAUUCAAAUGGACACACUUCCAGUGAUGUCUUUUUUUGUGUUGCGAAUUGGUCUGUAGAGGAAUAACGUGAACGGCUAAGGGAAAAAUUUGUCAACAAGAUGGAUCCAGAAGCAUUCUUGGAUAUGGCCAAUCAGGUCAUAAAGCUGAAAAUGUUUCCAUACUUUGACAUUGCACACAGUCUACUUGCUGCACUGGCUGUGAGAGAAGAUCUUGGCUCAAAUGCACAAUCAUUUUCACGAAAACAUCCGCUUGCUUGUUGGCUGUCCACUAUGCUAGUGAUUUUCUCAGGGGGUAUGGUGGCAAAUGCAUUGCUUGGAGAACCUAUAUUAGCGCCUUUGAAAAACACACCCCAAUUAUUGGUCGGAACCGUGGUUUGGUACCUUGUUUUCUACACACCCUUUGACAUUGGCUACAAGUUCGGAAAAUUCCUCCCCAUUAAAGUUGUAGCAAGUGCUAUGAAAGAAAUAUAUCGUGCUAAGAAAGUUUAUGAUGGUGUCUCACAUGCUGCCAAAUUAUAUCCAAAUGCGUGGAUAAUUAUGAUCAUAAUUGGCACUCUGAAAGGCAACGGUGCUGGUUUCACCAAAUUGCUUGAGAGACUGAUUCGCGGUGCCUGGACACCUACAGCUAUGGAAUUUAUGCAGCCUUCAUUCUACACAAAAGCAUCUUUGCUAGCUUCUAUCAUAUUUGUAUUGGAUAAAAAGACAGAUUGGAUUUCAGCACCACAUGCAUUGGUUUAUUUCGGCAUUGUUAUAUUUUUAGUAUAUUUCAAAUUAUCUUCCAUACUGUUGGGCAUACACGAUCCUUUCCUGCCAUUUGAGAACCUCUUUAGUGCUAUCUUCUUUGGUGGAAUUUGGGAUAGCUUAGCAAAGAUUCUGGGACGUGGUCAAGCGAAGGAAGGUGAAGUUAAAGACAGCAAAAAGAGUAACUAAAAUCUAUUUAUCAGUGGCUUUGUCGAAAAUUAAAAGACGUCAUAAAUAUGGCUUGCAUGUAAUACAUCAACUGCAACACAUCGACCUUUUUCCGAGAAGAUGAAACCAAUGCCAUAUGACUUACUCGUUUAAUUUUUGUUUAUUAAUAUUUUAGUUUAAACAUGAUUUAUAAAUCGGUUUUUUUUUGAAUUCCCACAUACUGUGCUCUAGUCAAUUUCAUACCAAAAACAAAAAUCAAACGCUAAGGAACUGAUUUUUGAAACAUAAAGUCAGUCUUGUGAUUGAGCAUCAAGUGGGUGUGUUUGCUCAAUUAUAAAUCUGACUUUGUAGAAAAAGCGUGUACUCAGAUAUUUAUUAAAUGUUUAUUACUAUUACUUUUCUGUUAAAAUAAUUUUUGUAAGAAGUUUUACGGAUCCAUAUAUUUAUGUAUGUCCACUUCGUUUAUAUUUUUGUUAAAUUACAUUAAUUUUACCAUUAUUUAUGUGCCGCAACCUUGCCAAACUAAAUUUGAUAAGCAUUUGCAAAUAUUUCCAGAAUAAUAUCGAGUGCGAAGAAAUUGUAAAGUUUUUAUUUUUGAGUUUAAAUUUCGCACUCAAACAAAUGUAUUUUGUAAAAACAACAAAUAAAGCAAUACCUUUGAGAAACGAUCA